Molecule: messenger RNA, 1720 nt
Organism: Nematostella vectensis (starlet sea anemone)
Lineage: Eukaryota; Metazoa; Cnidaria; Anthozoa; Actiniaria; Edwardsiidae
Product: D(2)-like dopamine receptor
Exons: 1
Coding region: 35-1105 (356 amino acids)
Biological process (GO): G protein-coupled receptor signaling pathway
Cellular component (GO): membrane
Molecular function (GO): G protein-coupled receptor activity
Source: RefSeq, a predicted model, not a curated record
UCUUCUGCCCGUUUGUGUCAUUCUGUGGAGCAAUAUGCGUAUUUAUCAGACGGUUAAAAGGCACAACAAACAAACAUUUAAACAACAGAAACGACACAAAAGAAAUACGAUUGAUAUUGAACACCCUAGCAGAGACAAAGCCGAGAAUGGAGCAGUUACACGCCAGAAUGCACCACGUGAUGAGCCGCAGUGCAAGCUGGGUAAUGAUGUAGAUCCAACCGCUGGUCGUAACGACCACGUGUCCAAGCACGUGACCGUACACGUGCACACACAGAGGAGAGGUAAGAGUCUUGUGGCUGUCAAUCAAGUCGCGAGCAGAACUGACAAACACAUCGAGGAAUUUUCCAAUUGCAACAGCGCUCCAUGCAAAAGCAAAAAUCCCGUAUCGACUUUGAAAGAAUCUCAAAAGCUCGAGCAACUGCAAGUCGAACCUUUUCCUACAGAUAUAUCUCAAAGUCCUGUGAUUGGAGAACUACAAAUGUCACAGGGUACCCAAAAAUGCACGAAGAAUGCAAAUGAGAUAUCAAGUGAGGAACAGAUUCUUCCGAUGAAAGAUCCUGAGAAAAUAACGAUGGACGAAAAUCACGAUAUAAAAUCAACUGUUAGCUCAAGCGAAGAGGAAUCCCUUCCGAUGAAGCAUCCGGUAGUCGUCGAAAGCUGCAAAACAAGCAAUUCUACUUGGGAAUCACGCGGCAAGCAGGCUAUCGUAAUGAGCGACCAAGAGAGAAUGGUCGAAAAUCCCAACGCUAUUGAAGUAGUGCAACACGUUACGUUAAAAGAUUCCAAGAACGCAAUACGAGUCGAAAAGCAAAAAAGCAAUAAGCCUGGGACUUCUAGUGAUGCCCAUCGCUUGAAAAGCAGCCAGAAAGAAGCCAAAGUGACCAAGUUACUGUUGAUGGUGUUUGUGGGGUUUUGCGUGUGUUGGAGUCCUAUUGUCUUGACUAAUGUGACGUUCACAGCAGCUAACAGAAAACUGGGGUACCUUGAUCUGGUAGCCGCUGUGUUUGCCUGCUUAUCGACAGCCAUCAACCCUUUUAUCUACGCUGCCACUAACAGGAUGUUCCGGAAGACAUUUGUGGAGAUUCUUCUCAUGUGUAAACGAUAAUAGUGAUGCUCACCGUCAUCUUAACCUCGGCGCUGUUAUGAAAGUAAAGAAAUGGCGAUGAUGAUGAUGAAGAUGGUUAUAGUCAUGAAAAUAUUGAUGAUGAUUAUGAUUAUAAAAUAUAUAUAAAAUUGCAUUUUUACUUGGUAACUUAAACAUCUUGGGGAAUCCGAUUGCACAUAAUUUCCAAUUUUAAGCGCACAUAAGAUUUUUAAAAAAUUACAUAAAACACUUCUUUCCCUAUAUAUCUUAUAAACGAUUUUCUGUGGCGUACAAAUAAGAAGGAGCAAGGAAAAUGACUACUACUUUCCAUAAAAUCCAUCUGAGAACUUUUAGUAAUUAAACCUAAACGUACAAUAUUUUUCAAUUUUAUGCAACACUAUAAUUUAAGUAUAAUUUAUAUGCAUUUUGGACAAUUUUGCCAGCAUAUGCACUUACCGCCAGGCUGCCUAUAUCUUACACGAACCAUUUAUUACUUGAAAGGUUAUAAGGAACUGUUCAAGUUAUUAAAGAGUUUUUAAGAAUGUUUAACAAUGACCUCCUGAAGUAGGAAUUAUCCUACUUGAUUAUCCUUAUUGAAAAUCCUUAGGAAAAAACCUCCAUAGUGAGGCUGGCAGG